This is a messenger RNA of Toxotes jaculatrix (banded archerfish), 4272 nucleotides long. RefSeq names its product probable ATP-dependent RNA helicase DDX17. Lineage: Eukaryota; Metazoa; Chordata; Actinopteri; Toxotidae. Bases 328 to 2262 code for a protein of 644 amino acids. Gene Ontology annotation, biological process: alternative mRNA splicing, via spliceosome. The record is from RefSeq and is a predicted model, not a curated record. The transcript has 13 exons. Gene Ontology annotation, cellular component: ribonucleoprotein complex; cytoplasm; nucleus. Gene Ontology annotation, molecular function: RNA binding; RNA helicase activity; ATP binding.
CUAAGAGCAUCAUAACGGUGCAGCCUGCAGUUGUGUUAGUUGAGCUUAAGUUUAGAUUCGUCGCUACCAAAAACAUGCCUUGGUGUGAUAUUUGACUUUUCAACAAGCGUAUAAUAAAGCGAUAGUUUCUUCUCUCAGUCCUUGUUCUAAUUUAACGUUGGCUUUUGAGUGCGUCCAAUACAGUUAGCUACAGUUUUUUUUCAAGCAAGGCCUGAAACGGCAACGAAAAGCGAAAGCCAGGUAACUUCUUCGAGAUAACAAGGUCCACUGAUCUGACAGUGACAUUAAACAGGUGCUUUAUCACCCGGAAGAGCGUUUGUCCUCAAAAUGAGAGGCUCGUAUGGAGACAGAGAUAGAGACCGUGGCCGUGACAGAGGUCCUCGUUUCGGGUCCAGCAGAGGUGGUCCACCACCGGGAAAAAAGUUUGGGAACCCCGGGGACCGUUUACGAAAGAAGAGGUGGGACCUGGAUGAGCUUCCCAAAUUUGAGAAGAACUUCUAUAAUGAACAUUCUGAAGUGCAGCGAAUGAGCCAGUAUGAUGUUGACGAGUAUCGCAGGAAGAAGGAAAUCACUGUUCGAGGUUCAGGCUGCCCAAAGCCUGUCACCAGCUUCCAUCAGGCACAGUUUCCCCAAUACGUAAUGGAUGUACUGAUGCAGCAGAACUUCAAGGAGCCCACAGCCAUUCAGGCACAAGGUUUCCCCCUUGCCCUCAGCGGGAGAGACAUGGUGGGCAUUGCUCAGACUGGCUCUGGGAAGACCUUAUCGUAUCUCCUGCCUGCAAUUGUGCACAUCAACCAUCAGCCCUACUUGGAACGUGGCGAUGGACCCAUUUGCUUGGUUCUGGCCCCCACGAGAGAACUGGCGCAGCAGGUCCAGCAGGUGGCAUAUGACUAUGGAAAGUCAUCCCGGAUCAAAAGCACUUGUGUGUAUGGAGGAGCUCCUAAGGGACCCCAAAUCCGAGACCUGGAGAGAGGCGUUGAGAUCUGCAUUGCCACGCCAGGGCGUUUGAUUGACUUCCUUGAAGCUGGAAAGACCAACCUGCGACGCUGUACAUACCUCGUUCUAGAUGAAGCUGACCGCAUGCUGGACAUGGGUUUUGAACCACAGAUUCGCAAAAUUGUGGACCAGAUUAGGCCUGACAGACAAACCCUGAUGUGGAGCGCCACCUGGCCUAAAGAGGUUCGCCAGCUGGCCGAAGACUUCCUGAAGGACUAUGUCCAAAUCAAUGUCGGAGCGCUGGAACUCAGCGCCAACCACAACAUCCUUCAGAUAGUUGAUGUCUGUAUGGAGAGUGAGAAGGACCACAAGUUGAUCCAGCUGAUGGAGGAGAUUAUGGCUGAGAAAGAGAACAAGACCAUCAUCUUUGUGGAGACCAAGAAACGAUGUGACGACCUCACACGCCGAAUGAGACGCGACGGGUGGCCAGCAAUGUGCAUUCAUGGCGACAAGAGCCAGCCAGAGAGAGACUGGGUGUUGUCAGAGUUCCGUAGCGGCAAAGCUCCCAUCCUCAUCGCUACCGACGUGGCCUCGCGCGGUUUGGAUGUGGAGGAUGUCAAGUUUGUCAUCAAUUAUGACUAUCCCAGCUCGUCGGAGGACUACAUCCAUCGCAUCGGUCGUACGGCCCGCAGCACCAACAAAGGCACUGCCUACACCUUCUUCACUCCGGGGAACCUCCGACAGGCCCGCGAGCUGAUCCGGGUGCUGGAGGAGGCCCGACAGGCCAUCAAUCCCAAACUGCUGCAGCUGGUUGACACUGGACGUGGAGGAGGCGGAGGAGGUGGCCGUCCCCGUUUCCGAGGCAGCUCCAAUUCCAAUAAUCCCAACCUGAUGUACCAGGACGAGUGUGAUCGGCGAAUGCGCUCUGUGGGCGGGGGCGGCGGUUCCAAAGACAGCCGCGGCGGCAGCGGCAACUACAGUCGUGACAGUCGAGAUAGCCGCGGUGGAAGCAGCCGGGACGGGGACCGCUCCUCCUCCUCUUCCUCCUCCUACAGAGAUCGCAGUGGCAGGGACGGAGGACGCAGCUAUAGUUCCAGCUCCAACUCGUAUGACCAGUACCAGAAUAACGGCGGCGGCCAGUACAGUAGCACCAGGGGCGCCUCUGGUUCAGGGGGCGGUGGAGUGGCCCCGCCGCCAUCAGCGGUUCCACAGCCUCUGAUGGCUCAGCAGUUCAACCCUCCGCAGCCCAUGAUGGGCCUGAUGGGGCACUCACCAUUCCAGUUUGCUCCUCCACCACCACCGCCUCCUCCCUCAGGCAGAAAGUAAUGUAAUCUGUGCACCACAGUCACACACAGCACAACACACAGCACACCCACUCACACAGGCAGUUUCAAAGCUAGUCAGAUUUGUCUUGAUUAGAAGGAUGUAGUCCUUGGCACUGCAACACAUCAGUGCACUGUGCUUUAAAGUUCCUUAUUUCUUCAGCAUCAAUAUGGUUUUAAAACAUCUAGACUGGUUCCCAGAUUGGUUAUUAAGUGGUCAACCAUUAAGUGGUUUUGACUUUUUCCUUUAAAGUCAAGUCAUUCAGCAUUAGUCAUUUAGUUUGACAGAAGUUUGUCUUUGUCACUUUGUUAUAAUUGUCUUGAAAAAAAAAAUCUCUUUUAUACAAACAUGGUGUUUUUGUAUUGUGAGCCUCUUUAUGUGAGCUGGCACAGAGGAUUUAUAUAGUAUCUGAUUUUCCCUCUAGGUGUAUCCAAGGUAGGUGCUGAAGUUCAUUCUUGUAUAUAAACUUGUUUCUGUUUUAGGUUCAAUAUCUUUAUUUUUGGAUUUGAAGCUUUGUAAGUGACAAGAUCAGUUUGAAUUACUGAAGGAUGGGGGAUGGGGACCCUGAUGUGUCUUGAGCAAAAGGGUGAAAAGAUUUAUAUAUUUUUUUCCAUAAUGGGAUUUUUUUUUUUGAACACUUGCUUUGAAUUUUCUCUUGAUGAUUUCAUGACACAGAUUAUUAAUUUAGGCCUUAUAGAGGCAACUCUGCAGGGGCUUGUGCAGCCAUGGCACCAGUCCAAGCAACACGCAUGUAAAAUAGCAAAAAGUUUGUGUACUAACAGAUAUCCUGAGUCCUGCCCCAGGUUACCUUAUUCAGUCUAUCACCAGGGUAAUUAAGUCUUUGCUGCAGUGAUAACUGGUAUUUUCCUAGAUAAUAGUGAGUCCCUUUUUACAGUUUGUUUUUCACGUUUAAUAAAGCUCCUCAACGUAUCAUUGUGUACUGUUUAAAUCCUCAAUGCUGAAAUCGUGGAGGUGGACAGCAGCUUUGGGUACUGUACUGUGGACUGUUCAUGUGGUGGGAGUAGAAGCUGUUCCCUGCAACACAAACGAACAUGCCUUCAGGUCACCAAGAAAAAAACUUUAUUACCCAUUUGGAAUAUUUUACCAGUGUUAUUCUCUUGCACAUAGCACAAGUCAAAUGUACACAACAGAACUGCCAUCAUUGGUAUUUACAAAGCAGUCGUAUUGGAGAUUAGUGCAGUGGAAUGUGAUUGAGAGCCUGUGGGGGAGGAAGAGGUGUUCAGAGUAGCUGACAUGCAUCGCAGACCGUAGAAACAAGUUGGACAUGUUUGAGACGGACGCCGGGCUCGAGAGCACCCGUGUGCCGCUCAGUUUGCAUAUGCUCAAGUUUUUGAUAAUCAAUUUUACCCAAUAACUGCUAAAAUAUUCACUUAAAUCACAAGCUAAAGAAAAGAUCUGUCAAAAUUUAACUUUCAUCCUACAGAAAAUGCUUUGAAUAUAUUAAGGAUUUAAGGUUAUAAUGUAGCUGAUGUGUAUCUGAAACUGGAGACCUAAUAUGACUGACAUGUAACAGAUGAGGAAAAACAAAUCCAUCCAAAUGCACUAAACUUUAAAUAAAAGUUAGAACUGCAAAAUAGGCACAUAUGGCAGAUAAUACACAACUCUGAUGUUACAGUAAAUUUUGUUCUUUACGUAAGAUGAGUAAAAGACAGGGAAACUACUACGAGAAAAAAUUCACUGUGCAAAUCAGAAAGUGGACUCAGUCACUGCGAAAGAAACAAGUGAUAUUCACUCAACACACGAUGAAUAGACGCCACAAAAAAAGUUGAUUACGUAUAGCUCUGUUUUGCAAACUAAGAUGAGCUGCGUUUAUGUAAUGUUUAUGUUCUUUCCCUCCUGCUGUGCUGGAGUUUGUGAGCAUUGUGUCUCAUGUUGGCAGAGCAUGCAGAGGUGAAGGUAAAUGCAACUGAUGAUGGAUUUAAAUUGAUUUGUGCCCUAGCUGAGGAUUAACAAAAAAAAAAAAAAAAGAAAAGAAAAAUCAGGCACACCAAA